Leptinotarsa decemlineata (Colorado potato beetle) is the source of this 3515-nucleotide messenger RNA. RefSeq lists its product as uncharacterized. NCBI's taxonomy places the organism in Eukaryota, Metazoa, Arthropoda, Insecta, Coleoptera, Chrysomelidae. The record is from RefSeq and is a predicted model, not a curated record. Gene Ontology annotation, biological process: regulation of DNA-templated transcription. Gene Ontology annotation, molecular function: RNA polymerase II cis-regulatory region sequence-specific DNA binding; DNA-binding transcription factor activity, RNA polymerase II-specific.
AGCGAGCGCACAGAUUUGUAUUAAACGAACAAACCUAGUGUAUAUGAGAUGAAAUGAAAAUUAAAUAAACCGUUGUCAUCCCUUCAAUAUUUAUUGUAUCAAUUUCAGAGAAUUCAAAAAGUUAUAAAAAAAGGUGAUUUAUAGCUGAAUAAUUACAAGUCUAUAUAACAAGAUUCAGUGGAAGUAUAUCCAACUUCUUAUAUCCCAUUUAAAAAUGUCCACUUAUCAGAGAUACUCCGACGAAAAAUCUCUGGGUAUUGACAAUAACUCUGCCACAUGCAGUAAACGAAUAGGUUCUAUCAAUCUUUCUGUUAUUGAAAAUUCUCCCAGAGAUAGUAUCAACGAUACUUUCACAACUGCCAUUGAGGAUGAUGAAGACGAAACCCAAUAUUUGUCAAUACUUGAAACCACUAGAGACGUAACUCUUGAAGAUUUGCAUAAUUUAAAUAUGACCAAUUCAAAAAUUAAAAUUCCCGAACUAGAAUACUCGAGUGGAAGCGGAAGUAGUGAUUUGACUGAUAGUGGAGAGCAGCAGGUGGUUAUUUUCAAGGUAGAAGGUUCAGAUGAUCUUUAUGGCAUUCAGUUAGCACAAGAUGAAGAAGGGAAUAUUCAAAAGUACCAAUUUCAGUUCAGAACUAACGAAGAUGGUCAACUUGAAGCUAUACCAGAUACCAUUCAAUUGUUACCUUAUGAAACCGAUCAUAAUCAAGAGACUAUUGGGGACGGAACUGAGGAAGUAGGUACCUUACAGGAACAGAUACAUACAGAUGAAGAACAAGUACUUCAUAAUCAAGUUUUUGUUUCUGAAGAAACCGAGAGCAACACAAUAUAUCCUUCUGAUCUCCUUCAAGAACAGGAAGUUAUCCUUACUGAAAAUGAAAAUGACAACCAGAUAGACAAUCAGAGUGUUGGAUUAUCUGAGAAUACUUUGCUAGUACUUCUCAAGAAUGAUCUAGUUUUACAAGGAGUAGAAAAUGUCAGCGGAUGUGCAAUAGAAGAUAAAGAAGAUAAUCUGGAAUCAGAUUUUAUAGAGGAUGAGAUAAUUGACGUGAAGCCAGGGAUUGUCGAACUACAAAAAGCUUAUCCGGAGGCGGACCCUUCCGACAUCAAACAGGAAUAUCAUGAAAAUGAAGGCAAAUCGUUUCAAACUGAAGAAACUGCAAAAAUACCAUGUGAAAAUGAAAAUGCAGUUCAAGAAGAAACUGUUACAGCUGAUCCACUUCAAUACCAUUCGGAAGGGGACACAUAUGACACAGACACCCAAGAUGAAGAAACCCUCAUAGAAUAUCAACACUUUGAUUCCCAAACAGUUGGAGAAGUUUGUGAAGAAAGUAAUGAUCCCGACAAUUUCUUGAAUCAACAAGAUGAUUCACAGGAAGGACACUAUUCUAAUAUUUACAUCACAAAUGGUGACAUUGAAGAGUUGUCCUGCAACACUGAGUUGCACCAACAUAUGAUACAAGAAAAUGUUCAUUACCUGCAAGAAGAAAUUCGCGACAAUGAUUCUUGCAAUGAAGAUUAUGAAAUAGUAGAUGGUUUACCCGUGACAGCGGAAGGGGACAUCAGUGAAGCUUCCUCAUCUUCACUUUAUGAUCAGGGUUCUUUGUACAAUGAAAUGAUAAUGCAGCAACUUCCUUCGCAAAAACAGAAUUCCCCAAUCAUAACAAACAUAUUGAAACAACCCAUGGACUCGAACACUGCCAGAAGUUCCAAAAAGAAACCGGUAUUGUACUAUAUAGUUCACACUACAGACCAAAAGGAAAAUGUUGACUCAUUUCCAUUAGGUGACGAGACCGUCGUUCCUUUAAAACCAAAUCCGCGUAGCUUACUCAAAAACAAUAUUGAAAUAAAACUUCAAAACGAUAGUGAAGUUAUGUUUGAGGAGGUUUACGAAAGGGAAAGAUUACUAGAGAAAAGGUAUGCACGAAGCAAGGAGGUUGUUCAAGCAAAACUCUUCAAUAAUUUCAUCAAUAAAACCACCAUACCUCAUGCUCCAAUCAGGCAGAUGAGGUUGCCUAGAAAACAAGAGAUCAAACCAGUGGAUACCAGGCUCAAUGAGGAGAUCAUUGUUCAAGAAGUAAUGGUGUCUUCAAAAGGUUUUUUCCAAAAUGCAAAGGAAAGGCUUCAGAGCAAAGAUAAAUUCGAGGUUACUAGCAUCGUUGAACUCAGUGACACCGACGAUGAAUACAAUCCAAACAAUAGCUCAAAGAAAAAAAAGAAACAUAAAAAACCUGUACAGGCAUCCGUUGUCACUUCCGAAGACUCUGACACUAGUGUGAUAGAAGUUUUACAUUCUGAGGAAGAAUCAGAAAAACGUUUGAAAGAUAAGAAUGGUAAGAAAUCCUCAGGCAGGCCUAAAAAAAUCGUGAACGAUGUUCUGAAAAGACCCAGAGGAAGGCCGCCCAAACACGAUGGGAGUUCUCCUCAGAAAAAAAGUAAAACUGAGUCUAGUGAGGUAGAAAGUGAAAGUGGUAAAAAAAACUUCAAAUGUCCCCAUUGCCUGAAAACGUUUCCUAGUCAAAACAGUCUCAGCACACACAUUCAACAUCACAAUUUGGAGAACAGUUUACGACAAAAUAGAUUCUCCAAGAUGGAGUAUAAACAUAAAUGCGACCAAUGUGAAGAAAAAUUCAAAAAUAGCAUUCUACUGAAGAAACACGUUUGCAAAACAAACUUGAAACUGAAGUGCAAUAUCUGUUCGAAAGAAUUUAAAGAUUUGUCAUUGUUGAACAUUCACAAAAAAACCCAUAUCAAGCAAAACUUGUUCAAUACCACAUCUACCGUUACAAUUUCACCAAAAAAAUUUCUACCGAGACCAUCAACCAGUAAAUUCAAGUCUCCCAAGAAAGAAGUUACUACUUACAAAUGCCAACGCUGCUCAAGAGUCUGUCCCACUCAAGGUUCUCUUGCGGUACACGAGAAAAGCCACAAAAGCUUUCCGUGCACCAAUUGCAAAGCGACUUUUGCCUCCAAGAUUUUACUCGACAAUCAUGUAAGACUGACUUGCGUUAAGCAACCAUCUCCACAAAACAGAAGGUUAUCGUUCAAGAUCAAGAAAUCGUUUGUACAGUCUCCCCGAAGGUCAUGUUUCAAAAGAAAAAGUGUCAAUCCAGGUGUAAACUCGGAAUCCAUGAGCAGACACUUGGAUAUAGAAGUAACUUGUGAUUCUUGUCCUAGUCAAUUCAACACAUUGACUGCUUUGUUCAAACACAAGGUUAAGGUUCAUGGCCUUCAAACACCAGAUAAAAAAGUUCUUACAGCAGAAAAGAAGACUUUACAUAAGCCUUAUAAAACUCAUGGUGGUAUACCAGCCUCUGAUCGUUUGAAUAAGGCAUUCCAAGGAAUUCGAAAGCAACUUGCAACUUUGAAAGCAAAUAAUACACUUCUUGAAACCCCUGAGGAUAAAUAGCUCAGAAGCAUGUAAAUACUUUUAAUUUUCUGCUGUGCAGAUUCUGCUGUACAUGAUUUUUUAAAGUUUUGUAAAGAUAUCUGAAUACAUUUUUAAUGAAGUUUUU